AGACCCAAACUCUCAGAGAGAGAGAGAGAGAGAGAGAAGAGAGAGAGAGAGAGGGAGAGGGAGAGGGAGAGAGAGAUCUUCUUCUUUUUCUAGCAAUAGCAAACUGUAGGAACAGACUGCCAAGGAUGAAUCGGGAGAAAAUGAUCCUAGCGAAGCUGAAACCCGUAUCUGAGACGGCGUUUGUUAUUCUCAUGCUUGUUUUAGCAGCUGAAGCAGAAUCACCUUCUCAGAGUCUGGCCUUACCGGGCUGUCAAGACACAUGUGGCGAUCUCACUAACAUUCCCUAUCCUUUUGGAAUCGGACGCGGCUGCUUCUUGGAUCCCCUGUACGAGAUCGAUUGCCAGCAAACUCCUAACAUCUCUACUCCAGUACUAAAGAAUUUUGGCGUGGUGGUGUUAAAGAUCAAGCUACCACGAAGUUCAGAAUUCCCAGGCCUCAUUAAGGUUGCGCAGCCGAUAUUCUACUCCCCUCCUAGUUGUACUACGAACCAACAAACCGACCCCCCGUUGGACUUAACGGACAGUCACGGCACUUUCCUUUACUCCCAGAUUCAAAAUAUUUUUGUUGCCGGAGGUUGUCACAGCAUGGCCUUCAUGGUCAGCAGAGAGAUGGUCUUAGGAUGCAACUCUUCCUGCGAUUCCAAAUCACUAUCUUGCUUUAAUGAUACCUAUUGCUGUAAUACUACGAUCCCCGAUGGAAUCGCCAGAUACAGUGUAGAAUUCAAGAAUCUCGAUGGCAAAGCCAUAGCCACAGGGGAUGACGAAUGCAGCUACGGCUUCUUGGUCUCCAGAAGAUGGUGGUAUAACACUAAUUUAUCCAGUUUACUACCACCAGCCGUUCCGGUGGUGCUCGAAUGGGGGGUAGAUUGUGCUUCUCUGCUGUUGAGUAGAAACCAAGAGGGCAGCUCCGGCACCUGCGAUGUUUUCAGGCCGUCUCAUGGUUAUUGUCUAUGUUAUUGCAGUGAAGGCUAUAGUGGGAAUUUUCAUCUUCCCCAGGGAUGCCAAGAUAUCGAUGAGUGCAAAGAUCCAGAAAUCCACUGUCCAGGGAUGUGUGUGAAUCGACAGGGGUCAUACAACUGCAUAAAAAUCGAGACCAUCGCCAUAAUAGUGGGGGGCACGGCUAUCGGAGCCAUAGUAUUACUAUUGCCUUCUUCGUGGUUCUACAACAAAAGAAGGCGGACGGCAAAGCUCAAACAAAUAUUCUUCGAACGGAAUGGCGGACUUUUGCUGGAACAAUGCUUAUCUUCUAUUGAAGACAAUCAUGCAGAGAAAGGCAAGUUAUUCGCCUCAUCGGAGUUAGACACAGCUACGGACCAUUUUAACGAGAAUCGAAUAUUGGGUCAGGGUGGUCAAGGAACUGUUUACAAGGGAAUGUUGACAGAUGGAAUGAUCAUUGCAGUCAAGAAACUAAAAUUUGUGGAUCCAGGACAACUUGAACAAUUUGUCAAUGAGAUUGUUAUUCUCUCUCAAAUCAAUCACAGAAAUGUGGUCAAACUGUUAGGAUUCUGUUUGGAGAGUGAAAUGCCUCUUCUAGUGUAUGAAUUUAUCCCCAAUGGAACUCUCUACCAAUAUCUUCAUGGUCCAGCCAGAGAAUUUCCCGUCUCUUGGGAGGUGCGUCUAAGAAUUGCCAAUGAAGUUGCUGGGGCUCUCUCAUAUUUGCACUUUGCUGUGGCCAAACCGGUGUAUCAUCGGGAUAUUAAGUCGUCGAAUAUACUUUUGGACGAAAAAUAUCGAGCGAAAGUGGCAGAUUUUGGAGCUUCUAGAGCAAUUACCAUCGACCAAACUCACUUGACCACAAUGGUGAGAGGAACCUUUGGAUACUUGGACCCAGAGUACUACCAAACAAGUCAAUUUACAGACAAGAGCGAUGUUUAUAGUUUUGGAGUUGUCCUUGUCGAAUUAUUGACUGGAGAAAAGCCAAUUUCUCAACUGAGGGUGGAAGAGGGCAGAAAUCUAGCCUCGUACUUUGUCAUUUCGAUGGAGGAGAACCGCUUAUUCGAUGUUCUUGAUAAGGAGGUAUUAGACCAUGGCGAAAAAGAAGAAAUUAUAGCUGUGUCUAAUUUGGCGAAAAGAUGCUUAAACCCUAAUGGAAGGUAUAGGCCUACAAUGAAGGAAGUGGCGAUGGAAUUGGAGCGAGUACAAUCACUACGAAAUCCCACAAUUGUCUGGCAAAAUGAAGAAGAGAUUGAUCACGUUAGAACUGGAUCUAUCCAUGCACCAGGUGCGAUUCCCAUGUUGAUGCAAUCGGGAGCAGAAGUGGAACUGACUUCAAUGGAGGAGGAUCAAUCACUCUGAUCACCAAGAUGAAGAUGCAUUCGGUUGUCUUGUCCAAAUUUCUGUAAUAUAAGACAUUGUAGUCUCUUUAUUUGCCUUUGCAUGUGAGUUGCAGAAUAAUGUUGAUUAUGCUAAGAAGUGCCCAAAAAACAAUAUGCUAGAUUCAUGAACCCUUUUGAUUUACUCUUUGUAUUUCUUGUAUCAGUGAUGAUUGAGAAAAAUGUCUAAA
Messenger RNA from Eucalyptus grandis, 2502 nucleotides. RefSeq names its product wall-associated receptor kinase-like 8. The transcript is spliced from 3 exons. Gene Ontology annotation, molecular function: calcium ion binding; protein serine/threonine kinase activity; ATP binding. The record is from RefSeq and is a predicted model, not a curated record. Gene Ontology annotation, biological process: cell surface receptor signaling pathway; protein phosphorylation. Lineage: Eukaryota; Viridiplantae; Streptophyta; Magnoliopsida; Myrtales; Myrtaceae. Bases 126 to 2294 code for a protein of 722 amino acids. Gene Ontology annotation, cellular component: plasma membrane.